Cotesia congregata is the source of this 516-nucleotide messenger RNA. NCBI's taxonomy places the organism in Eukaryota, Metazoa, Arthropoda, Insecta, Hymenoptera, Braconidae. The record is from the annotation of a GenBank genome assembly.
AUGGCGCAAUUAGUCAGCCAAUUAACACGACAAACAAUUAAAAAUUUAUCUUGUGUUAACACGAUAAAAUACUUGAGCUGUCAGAAAAAAUCUACUGCGCAUGUUUAUGCCAGAACUAUUGCAACGACAUCUAUGUUAGCCGACAGGUGGUACACAGACAAACAUGAAUGGAUUGAGUUGAAUGAUGACAUAGGUACUGUUGGAAUAUCUAAUUACGCUCAAGAUGCUCUUGGAGAUGUUGUUUACGCGCAAUUGCCUGACGUGGGGACUACUAUAAAAAAAGAAGAAGAAGUUGGGGCUCUGGAGUCGGUGAAAGCUGCGUCGGAAAUAAUAAGCCCGAUAACAGGAAAAGUAAUUGAAAAAAAUACAUUGGUUGAAAAUAAACCCGGGCUAAUAAAUACCUCGCCAUACAAAGACGGAUGGCUGUUUAAAGUUAAAGUUGAUGAUGUAAAUGAAAUCAAGUCGCUGAUGAACGAAGAAUCUUAUGAAGAAUUUUUAAAGUCAGAUCCUCAUUAA